Molecule: messenger RNA, 1062 nt
Organism: Volvox carteri f. nagariensis
Lineage: Eukaryota; Viridiplantae; Chlorophyta; Chlorophyceae; Chlamydomonadales; Volvocaceae
Exons: 9
Coding region: 1-1062 (353 amino acids)
Source: RefSeq, a predicted model, not a curated record
AUGCCCCUCAUGCCACGGCACACGGUGACAACGCCUCCGAAAAACCGCAAGCCCUGGGCCCCCAAGCCCCAACUGAAAACUCCUUCCCUUUCGCCCAUCCUCAUGCCUCGUCCUCCCACCUGCCUCUGGGUCUUGUUGAGCCGGUGGCAGAAGGCAGGGUGCGACAGGGAGUGGAUCGGCUGGGCCACCGUGCCUGUCAGAGGGCCCGACAGGUAUCCCCCGGCCCUGUUCCACUGGACCGCAGAGCGACCAGGAGAGCCUCGGCCCGGGCGUCUAAAUCUGUGUGUGGGGCGCGAUCGGAUCGGCGGGGACACGGAUGCGGUUGAUGUUAGAGGCCGAGAAGUCGACCAGAAGGGCCAAGGUGGACCAGCAUUGGGCAGGGGGACCCCUGAGAGAGGCGUCCUCUCAUCUGGGGCGGCGUGGGAGGCUGACCCGCUGCUGGUAACGACCGAACUCCCAAGGCGUUGUCGGAGAGUGAACCCGUACGACGGUCUGUUCACGAACUCAAGACAAGAAAAGGCGAUAGAAGAAAAGCGGAAGCGGGAGACACCGCGAAUAAAGAAGGCAAUCGACGAUGCUCACGUCUGCACGCCAGCAACUGCGCACACGGGCGCCUCAGAAAAGGUUGCUCCUGCACACGCGGGCGCCUCAAUUGCACUCGCGGGUGCCCAAGUUGAUGCUCGCUGGCAACUUCAUCGCGACCAGAAAAGGUUGCUCCUGCACACGCGGGCGCCUCAAUUGCACUCGCGGGUGCCCAAGUUGAUGCUCGCUGGCAACUCCAUCGCGACCAGAAAAGGUUACUCCUGCACACGCGGGCGCCUCAAUUGCACUCGCGGGUGCCCAACUCGACGAUGCUCACGUCUGCACGCCAGCAACUGCGCACACGGGCGCCUCAGGGACUGCUCCACCGGCGGCUGGCGAAUGAAUGAAUGGUGCGCAUUGUCGCUAUUGCGUGAAGCGGCUCUGUGCAAUGAGGCCCCCCACUACCCGGCUAUGUUCGCCUGGUGCUCGUGCGGUCUCGGGACAAGAGAGCAGGUGCUGACAAUCUGCGGCUUCGCAUGA